UUGCCUUCAUGGCCUCCGUCCGCCUCGAAGCGGUUCUGACGCCGUGCCUCCUUUGCAGGUGCCGCUGCCCUGCCGCCACCGCGGGUCCCGGACGUGCUGCGUGGUGUCGCUGCGCUGGAGGAGGUUGCUGCCCGGAACCCCAACGAUGACCGCCUUGGCGCCGCACGCAACGCCCAGACUGCGGCGGAUGUGGUUGGAAUCUGGCGAGGCGCCAGACGCACUGCCACUCGCGCUGCCCACUGUGUUGCGGGGCGCCUCGAGCGGCUGCCUGCCAGUGCACUCCCUGGACGCUCCCUGCUCCCGCUGCCCGACAGUGGUCCUAGCGCCCCUGCCGCCCGCAUUGCAGUCAGGAGUAUCUUCAGCGUGGCCAACUUUGGACCCCGCAGCCCGCUUCUCGCGUCCCGAUUGCCUGUCCACUGUGAAGAGGCAGGCGUGAGCGAAGCCAGGGAUUCGCACGCCGCAGCGGAAGGCACGCCGUCUGCCCUGCAGUGCGUCGAGAGCCUGGACUUGAUGGACCUCUGCACGGCUGCACCGGGGACUCGGCAGGAGGAAAAGGCGGCCACGUUGGAACGGAUGGGGCAACCAGGGGCGCGGCGGUUGAAGCACAUUCGCUGCCGCUGCGACGUGGACCCUGCCUGGACCCUCGAGGUGCUGCGUCGCGCCGCCCCGACGCUGGAGGAGCUUUUCGUGUCGAUGCCCCGAGAGGAGCACCUUCGCACCGUGCACGCCAUGCCGCGGCUGCGGCGGAUGUAUUUGAUCGCGUCUAGUUCGACUCGGCUCGCGCUGCCCGCCCUGCCGCACGGCAGCCUCGAGUGGCUCAGGGUGAGCGGACUGCCCCAGCCCGCCCUGGUGUCGCUGCUGCAGGCCCACGCCGCGUCGCUCCGAGUGCUGUGGCUGGACGUGAGUCGCGGUGCCAAGUCGGGGGCGAAGCCCAAGGCGAAGCCUUUCAAAGUGCUCUUCAAGUGCGACCUCCGCCUCUCGCGGCUCGUGCUGUGGAGUUCAGGCCACCACCAACCCUCUGGCUGCCCUGGACAGCUAGCCAAGGCGCGUCGCACACUGCCAGGCGCCCUGGUGCAGUGCAAAGACUGUGACCGGGUUCCGUGGGAAUAUCUCUAGACUCGCCGUCUCAAUGUGCAUUUUUGUAACCGCUUAGAAUCGCGCAGCUUUGAGGAAAAAUUACGUGCGAAUUUGUGCGGCAAUCACGUUUGCGCCACGCUUCUAAAUUAUACAAGAGAAUAAAAUGUGUGAUCCUUCUGUAUCGUCAAA
Molecule: messenger RNA, 1266 nt
Organism: Thrips palmi
Lineage: Eukaryota; Metazoa; Arthropoda; Insecta; Thysanoptera; Thripidae
Exons: 4
Coding region: 511-1116 (201 amino acids)
Source: RefSeq, a predicted model, not a curated record